UAAGAGGUUGUGAUGUGGAUCAUAGUGGGCACUACUUGAUCAAAAGGAAGGAAACAAAUAGGAAUCAGAUCAUUCAUAAGACUAGUGAGAGAUUCAGCUGAAAGAAAGAGAGGUGAUCAGGUGAUAGUACUGCAGGGAAGUUGGUGAGCUCGAAGCUAGACUCGAAUUCGGCGGUGGUGCUCCAUCUAAACUCACCGUGCACAAGUGCUAUCUAUGCUUAUUACGGUGUGUAAGCGUUUGGCUGAUUUUCAAAUACCUUUGAUAGGUUCCACUCUUAACCGUAGCGGUUACGGUGUUACGUGUUAGCAUUUGGCGGUUGCGUCAGCUGUUAACAAAAUUUCUUACAACCUCUUUGCUUGGUUGGGAGGUGGUUUCAAGCGUUGUGUGACGCUGCGUACAACCCGUGCCUUGGUGUGGUAAGUGUCCGGAACCCUCCCUAUUGGUCAUCGAGAGCUUCAAAGAUAGUGACGGUUACAAGUUCGGUGGAGUUAAUUGGUAGUUAGCUACUCUGGAGACGACCGAGAAAUUCCGGCAUCUGAGGCAACAAAGAGAACCUCACUUUUUCGGGAUUCUGGUUGAUGGUUGAGAACAGUAACCAAUUCUAAGGAAUUUCGAAAACGGACUAGCGGAAUGUGCCAGGUUUAGUGGGCGGACGAAGCUAGUUUUGUAAUAGUUUGACUUUGAAAAUUUUGUUCAAAAAUUCCCAAUUUUCGGGUUGAAUUAAUAUAUAUUAUUAAAAAAAAUGUUUCACUUCGAACUAAAUGCUGAUUGGUUCACUGGCAAACGUUUUGGGAGUUUGGUUUGCUGACAGCUCGUUAUCAAAUACUACUAGUACUAACAGCUUUGAUUGGUAAAACAAUUUUAAAAAAAAUUUGGUAAAAAUUAUUAAACAUAUAAAAAAUAUUUAUAAAAUGUUAAUUAUAAAUAUAUUAUUUUAAUCUUAUUUUUUAAAAUUAAUUAAUAUAUAAUUAAAAUAAAUAUUUUUAAUAUAACUAAUACUACCCGCAGUUCUGGCGGGUUUUAGCAGGACAGAUGCGUCUUUUAGACUUUUUGUUUACGGGUCAAAUGAGUUAUUUUUCUGAAUAAAAAAUGAUUUGAUCCGUCGCUGGAUGGGCGGAUCAACUCGCAAACCCAACACUAUAUCUGGACCAAUAUUAAUAUGAUGGUAUGAUUUUGAUGAAUCCAAUCCAAUCUGCUGGUCAAAUGUGUAAUAUUUGAAUAUGGGAAAAUCCAUAUAGCUUGAUAUUUGUAAAAAAGAAACAAGACAAAUCUAGUAUAUAUCUCUAAUAUAUAUUUGAAUUAAAGAAAAUUAAGAAUUACCUUUUUUACAUUUAAUAGUUACUCACUCUAAUAGUAAUAUCUAUAUUUUCCCUUCAUUUCCAUUUUAUAUACGUAUAUUUUUUUAAUUAGCAUUGCACCAUCUUGUCCAUAUAAAUGCGCACAUACUUGUGAAUUAACAAAAAAAACAGCAUUGUUACGGAAGCAAAUCUACUUCUCCUUUGUGAAGAACAAAAUGGAUUAUGAUGGUGCUGGAAACCAAGACAACGAACACUAUACGUCAGUAAACGCCAUGUCAAAAGAGAAGAGGAUUUGUCAUCGUCACAGUCCUCAACAGAUCCAGAUGCUAGAAGCGUAUUUCAAAGAAUGUCCUCAUCCAAACGAAUCACAGAGACAAAAGUUCUGCAAUGAGUUGAACCUUGGGAUAGACCAAGUCAAAUUUUGGUUUCAGAACAAAAGAACUCAAAGCAAAGCUCAAGAUGAGAGAACUUCAAACAUAUUGCUUCGUGCAGAAAAUGAAAAGCUCCAAUGUGAAAAUGCUGCGAUGUUAGAGGCUUUAAAGAAUGUGACUUGCCCACCUUGUGGCGGUCCUCCAUUCGGCGGAGAGGAACGCGAACCUAAUCUCCAUAAGCUGCGUCUAGAGGGUGACAGCUUGGUGGCAGCCAAGAACAAGUAUCGACAAACCAUGUUGGACUCACUCACUUCUGUUCAAAGACAGCAAACUUUUGAAGCUCUCACCUCAUACGGAACGAAUCCAUACAAUCCCUUCGAGCAACCUAGCUCAUCAGAAUCUCAAACCAUCCAACCACAACUACUAUCCCAAAUGGAUAUACCGCAGCUGUCUGAAACUGCGGCAAUUGCGGUUGAAGAGCUUAAGCAGCUAUUUCUUACCGAUGAAGCUCUUUGGGUUAUGUCGUCUAUCGAAGGAACAUAUGUGAUUGAUCAAGAGAGCUAUGAGAAGUUCUCGCACUCAAUCAAACAUUUCAGGAACUUGAGUGCUCGUGUCGAGUCUUCUAAAGAUGUCACGGUGGUUCCUAUUGAGGCAACAAGCUUGAUCGAUAUGUUCUUAGAUUUGGAGAAAUGGAAAAUGCUUUUUCCAACGAUCGUGAACAAGGCCGAGAUGAUUCAUACGCUCGGAUCCGAGCUUCCAAUAAAAGAAAACUGCAAUGUCUUGCAAAUGAUAUGGGAGCAACUACACAUAUUGUCGCCACUAGUGCCACCAAGGGAGUUUAUGAUCGUAAGAUGCUGCCAACAGAUCGGUGAAGGGCUCUGGAUUAUUGCUGAUGUGUCACAACACAUCGUUAACUCUGACCAAGUCAGUCCGUCUUGUUAUAAACGUCCUUCUGGUUGUCUCAUCCGAUCCUUGCCCAAUGCUCACACCGAGGUGUCUAUCGCCUCAAACGAUCUCAACAUGUCUAUAAAUCCGUACAAAUGUAUACAUUAUAUUAUCUUAUUUGAUGUUACUGAAAUAUUUCAGGUAAGUUGGAUAGAGCAUGUGGAAGUGGACCAUACAGCCGAUACACAUAGGAUGUAUCGAGAGCUUGUAAGUGGCGGUUCGGGCUAUGGAGCUAGGCGUUGGAUCGUCACCCUUGAGAGAAUGUGUGAGAGAAUGGCUCUCUCCACCAUCCUAAUCAUGCCGGCUACUGACUGGAGUGAAACUAUACCGACAGUGGAAGGAAGAAAGAGUGUGAUGAAAUUAGGGGAAAGAAUGGUGAAAAUCUUCAGCGAAAUGUUGAUCAUGUCCGGGAAAAUUGAGUUCCCGCAGCAAUCGAAAGGCGGAGUCAGAAUCUUGAUCCGGAUGAACAUGAAACCCGGUCAAAUACCCGGUUUAGUUGCCAGUGCUGCAUCUUGUCUCUCAAUCCCUCUCACUCCUUUGCAAGUCUUCAACAGCCUGAGAAGCAACGACACUCGUCACCAGUGGGACGUUCUUUGUCAUGGAAACGCUAUCACUGAGACCGCUCGCAUUUUCACCGGAUCAAGUGGAACAAACUACAUCAACCUACUCCAGCCUACACCACCAUGGGAUAUUGGACAGAAUAUGGUACAAGAACCACACAAGACGAUGAUGGUGCUACAAGAGUGUUACAUGGACGCAUUAGGAGGCAUGAUAGUGUACUCUCCUCUCGACAUGGCUACAAUGAGUAUCGCUGCCUCUGGGGAAGUCGACCCUUUGAAUAUUCCAAUCCUUCCUUCUGGCUUCACCAUCUCAAGCGACAACAAUCGGGGAACUGUACUCAUGUUGGCUUUUCAGAUUCUUAUCUCUGAUGAAAAUAGUAAGACCAGAAAUGUGAGUGAGAAUACAGCAGACAAAGUGAGUAGAUUGAUUAGCCAAACUGUUCAAAGCAUCAAGGUCAUGCUCAAUUGUCCUCCUGAGUGAGAGAAUAUUCUCUAGAGGAUUCUCUUUUGUUUUAUUUAUGCUUUUGGUAGAGAUAUUUUUAUUUAUGCUGGAUUUUGGAUGAUUUGAUUGCUUAUGAUGAUUUUUCAAAGACAUGAUUUUUAUGUUUUUCUUUUAAAAUGUUUUUAUUGUUUGGGCCUUUUGGUUGGUUAUAACAAAUUUUCCAUAGAAAAUGUUUAAACUCAUAAAUCAAACAUUUUUUUGUACGAUUAACUCAAAAUUUUGAAACUAAAACACCAAAAAAUACUGACAGUAAUUUUGUAAAAUUUUCUAUUAAGUCAAAAUAAUUUAAGAAUGUUUUUCGGAGUAAUAAAACAAUAUGAAAGUAUUUAAAAAUGUAAGAAAAUGAAUACUAUUAAAACAGAAUCCUAUAAUUUUCAAGUUAUUUACAAGACAUUGCCAUUUUCUUAUUUAAUUUUUUUAAAAAUUAAAUUCACCCAAGUCAUUAAAACCAAUUAUAUUGCUACCAGUUUAAAAUCGGCUCCACUACUUAUAUUAUAGAUUUUGUUCCUAGCAAAUAGGUAAAUUUUAAUUUAAUGGUGAAUCACUGAUUCGCAUCUGAAUUGGUUAGUUUUUAAAACAUUAGAAAGCCUAAAUAUUAUAAGUUGGCAUCGCUGAAAAAUAUAGAAAAACUUAUAAGUGAAUUUUGCAACAAAAAAGAAUUUGGGGGAUCAAAAUUAAUAUUUUGCUCAUAUAUUGGUAAUCCAAAACAUAUAGAAAAACUAUUAAACAAAUUCACAAAACACAUGAUAUAAAUUUUAAAGUACAACUUUAUAUGUUAUAAAAAUAAAUAUUUUAAAAGAGACAACUGCGCGUUCUCAAACAACGAAUAAAUUAAAAAAAAAUACACAGUAGAAUUAUAAUUAAAAAAUCAUUUUUAAAAUUAUAUGAGGAUUAAUUUAUAAAUUUUAAAAUCAUUUUCAACAUAGAAUAAUAUUAUUUAAACAUAAAAAAUCAACAAAACUAUAUAUUUAUUACAUAAUGAAAUGUUAAAACAUAUUUUCUUAUAAUUAUGAAUUAGUUAUCAUUUUAAUAGAAAAAUAAAAGCGUAUGUCAAAAUCUAGUAAGGGAAAUACCCAAAGAUAUCACUAAAAAAAUUUUGGUCACAAAUUAAAGCGGUAAAAAUACGUUUAUACCCUUAGGGUUAACUAAUCCAAACUUUAGGGGGUUAGAGUUAAGGAGUGGGAUUUGGGAUUGAAAUUUAAAAUUUUAUAAAAUAAAAAAUAAAUAUUAAAAAUUUGAAAAAAAAUUUAAAAAUAGUUUCAAAAAGUAUUAUCGAAUUAAAAUAAGAAAAUUUGAAAAAAAAUUCGUAAAAAAAAAUUUCAAAAAAAAAUUUAGAAAA
This is a messenger RNA of Brassica rapa (field mustard), 5015 nucleotides long. RefSeq names its product homeobox-leucine zipper protein HDG8-like. The record is from RefSeq and is a predicted model, not a curated record. Gene Ontology annotation, molecular function: DNA binding; lipid binding. NCBI's taxonomy places the organism in Eukaryota, Viridiplantae, Streptophyta, Magnoliopsida, Brassicales, Brassicaceae.